AUGACAGACUCGGAGCGAUCUCGGCGUACGGAAAACUGGAUUCCCACAUCCACCCGUGGCGGCGUCUACUACUGCCCCAGAUAUCUCCUCGACCCUCCGGCUGCACAACAAAACCGCCUGCCAACGCCGCCCAUUCGCGCUCGUCAAGUGAGGCCGCGAUCCAUACACAUUACCUCGUGGCCGUCUGGUUUCGUACCCCAUGAACUGAGACCCCAGCCUGAGCGCCCCGUCAAGAGGAGGAAGCCGCCCAACCCCGUCUCGCCCGCUACCACGUCGCUGGGCAAGACGUCAUUGAAGUUCAGCUUCAAGCAAUUCUUCUCCCUCUCCCAGAAACAGGUCCCGAGCCGAUCCGCUUCGAGCGCUUCCACCCCCUCGAGGCCGCCCCUCUCGAGACCACCCAGCAGGGCCACGAGCCUCCUCAACAGACUCUCCAGCUAUCGCGAGGUAGACCUGGUGGUGCCCGAGGAAGACACAAUGGCGCUGCGAUCGGCCGCCAUGUCCGAAACCAUGAGGCCGCCUCUCAUGUCCUCUGCCUACAACACCCCCGGCCAACGCAGCAGCUUGAUAUCGGUCCGGAGCGCCAAGAGCAACGUGACAUCCAUGGUGACGGAAAUCCCCAAGCCCGUCGCGCACGGCAGCGGCGUCAGCUGUUCGAUCCUCAUGGCCGAGCCCAACGUCUUCCUGACCGGAUUCGACCACGACGGCCACCGGCAACACUCGCAGGGCGGCACGGCGCUGCUGCGCGGAAAGCUGCAGCUAAAGGUCACCAAGAACGUCAAGAUCAAGGGCGUCAGCCUGAAGCUGGCGGGAAAGGCGCGGACGGAAUGGCCCGAGGGCAUCCCCCCGCUCAAGGUCGACCUUUACGAGGAGGAGUCGCUGCGGACACAGGUCCUGACAUUUUUCAACGCCGUCAAUGACGGAUGGGAGUCCGAGUACGGCAACCAGUGCGUCUACACGCUGAAGAACAGCUCCACGAACUCUUCGUCGACGAACCUCGCCUCCGGCUCCCCCCGCAACUCAAUCUCACAGUCGCUGCUGUCGGUGCCGCUCAACUCCAACAACAACAACAACUCCAACAACAACAACAACAACAACAACAACAGGCAGGGCAUGACGGCGAGGGAGCUGAAGCGUCUCUCGCUGCAAUCAAACCAAUCUCGCAGCUUCGGCAAGGGCGACAACCCCAGCGGCAACCAGGCCAAGGGUUACAAGGUCUUCUAUCCCGGCGUGUACGAAUACAACUUUGAGCUGCCCAUCGACCACCACCAGCUGGAGACCACCAAGCUGCAAUACGGCUCCGUCAAAUGGGAGCUGCAGGCGACCGUCGAGCGGGCCGGGGCCUUCAAGCCGAACUUGCACGGGUCCAAGGAAGUGGCCAUCGUGCGCGUGCCCGACCAGCUGUCGCUGGAAAUGACGGAGCCCAUCUCCAUCAGCCGCCAGUGGGAGGACCAGCUACACUACGACAUUGUCAUCUCUGGCAAGUCGUUCCCCAUCGGCACCAAGAUCCCGAUCGCCUUCAAGCUCACGCCGCUUGCCAAGGUCCAGGUUCACAAGCUCAAGGUUUUCGUCACCGAGUCGGUCGAGUACUGGACCAACGACCGCAGGGUCACGCGCAAGGACCCGGGCAGGAAGAUCCUGUUGCUCGAGAAGACUGCGGGAAAGCCCCUGGAUCCCGCCUAUGCCUCAUCGGACGUCCGCGUGCUCAACGGCGGCGAGCUGACGCCGCGCCAGCGUCGCGAGGCCCGCGAGUCCGCCGCCAUGCGUCGUGCUGCCGAGGCUUCCCGCCACGGCAUGAUGCCAGACCCUCUGCCCGAACCGGUCGACAACAUCCUGGGUGAUCUGGACCUCGGCCUGGAGAGCUACUGGGGCUCGACCGAGAUCGAGAUGAAUGUGCAGCUGCCCACUUGCGACACCAUGGCCAAGAGCAAGGAGCUGCGCCUGCACCCCGACUGCAGUUGGAAGAACGUCAACGUGUACCACUGGAUCAAGAUCGUCAUGAGGAUCUCUCGCCUUGACCCCGAUGAUCCCACUGGCACCAAGCGCCGUCACUUCGAGAUCAGCAUCGACUCGCCGUUCACGGUUCUCAACUGCCGCGCCACGCAGGCCAACACCUCUCUGCCCGAGUACUCGGGCCCCGACAUGUGUGCCAACCAGAGCCGCCAGACCUCCUGCGGCUGCCCCGACGCCGUGACCAUCUCCGGGCCCCCAGAGGGCUCGCCGAACAACUUGUCGACCGGCGCCCUCACCGUCGUGGACGGCUCCGACAACCUUCCGGCACCGCCGCAGGCGGCACACCUCCCGUCCUCCCCGCAGCCUGGCACCGGCGCCACCACCAGCCGCCACGGACAGACCUCGCCACCGACCUCCCAGACGAACGUGGAUCCGUUCUCUGACACUCACCCGCGCCCGAUUCACCUCCUCCGCGUGCCGUCGUACAACCCCCCGGCCUUCGACGCCGAGGUACCACCGCCGCCCGCAGAGGAGCAGCUGCGGCUACAGACGCCGCCGCCCCAGUACGACGUCAUCGUCGGCACCCCCAGCGUGGACGGCAUGGCGGACUACUUUGCGCGCCUCGCGGACUACGGCUACGACGAGCCCGAGGAGGAUUCGGACUCGGACGAGGGCCCGGCCCGCAUCACGGAGCGCGGAGGGCGCGUUAACGUCGCGCACCCCCGCACGCCGGGCGGCCGACGCGCGCCCAGCCGGAGCAUGGAGAUUCAACGGCCCCCCCUGGAGCUGAGGAUGGAGACGCUGCCCGCGCUUCGAAGGAGCGACGUGCCGUCACAAAUUAACUGA
Colletotrichum graminicola M1.001 is the source of this 2796-nucleotide messenger RNA. RefSeq names its product arrestin domain-containing protein. The coding region runs from base 1 to 2796 and encodes 931 amino acids. Gene Ontology annotation, biological process: ubiquitin-dependent endocytosis. Gene Ontology annotation, molecular function: protein-macromolecule adaptor activity; ubiquitin protein ligase binding. Gene Ontology annotation, cellular component: cytosol; cytoplasm. The record is from RefSeq and is a predicted model, not a curated record. The transcript has 2 exons. Lineage: Eukaryota; Fungi; Ascomycota; Sordariomycetes; Glomerellales; Glomerellaceae.